Melitaea cinxia (Glanville fritillary) is the source of this 2329-nucleotide messenger RNA. RefSeq names its product S-adenosylmethionine synthase (gene Sam-S). Lineage: Eukaryota; Metazoa; Arthropoda; Insecta; Lepidoptera; Nymphalidae. Gene Ontology annotation, biological process: S-adenosylmethionine biosynthetic process. The coding region runs from base 104 to 1318 and encodes 404 amino acids. Gene Ontology annotation, molecular function: ATP binding; methionine adenosyltransferase activity. Gene Ontology annotation, cellular component: cytosol. The transcript is spliced from 10 exons. The record is from RefSeq and is a predicted model, not a curated record.
ACCUUAUAAAUAAGAGCGCAUAUUCGCGCCGGGCCUCUUUUCCACAGUAUUAAUUCGAGGGGGUAUUCUCGUAUUAUUUUAGUGAACUAACUCUAAAUUCAGAAUGCCGGAAACAUCAAAAAUGAAUGGAUAUGCUAAAACAAAUGGUCACAGCUAUGAUAUGGAAGAUGGAUCUGUGUUCUUAUUUACAUCGGAAUCUGUCGGCGAGGGUCAUCCAGAUAAAAUGUGUGAUCAGAUAAGUGAUGCUAUCCUUGAUGCGCAUUUGAAACAAGAUCCUGAUGCUAAAGUUGCGUGCGAAACUGUCACUAAAACUGGUAUGAUUCUGCUGUGUGGUGAAAUUACGUCAAAAGCCAAUGUUGAUUAUCAAAAAGUUGUUAGAGAAACCGUGAAACACAUCGGCUACGACGACUCUUCUAAAGGGUUUGAUUACAAGACAUGCAGCGUGAUGCUAGCCCUGGACCAACAGUCACCGAAUAUUGCUGCUGGGGUGCAUGAAAACAGAAAUGAAGAUGAAGUUGGGGCUGGGGAUCAGGGUUUGAUGUUUGGCUAUGCAACAGAUGAGACAGAGGAGUGUAUGCCACUCACUGUAGUACUGGCUCAUAGGCUUAAUCAGAAGAUUGCUGAACUUAGAAGGAGUGGUGAAUUCUGGUGGGCUCGUCCAGAUUCAAAAACACAGGUGACCUGCGAAUAUGUGUUUGCAGGAGGUGCCACUGUGCCACAAAGAGUGCAUACUGUUGUUGUCUCCCUUCAACAUUCUGAGAAGAUUGCAAUUGAAACGCUGCGUGAGGAAAUAAGGAACAAAGUAAUCAAUGAAGUAAUUCCAGCACAAUAUUUGGACGAGCGAACUGUAGUCCACAUCAACCCUUGUGGACUCUUUAUCAUCGGUGGUCCUCAGUCGGACGCGGGGCUGACGGGGCGCAAGAUCAUCGUGGACACGUACGGCGGCUGGGGAGCUCACGGCGGCGGCGCCUUCUCCGGCAAAGACUUCACGAAGGUGGACCGCUCCGCGGCCUACGCGGCCCGCUGGGUCGCCAAGUCGCUGGUGCGCGCCGGCCUGUGCCGCCGCUGCAUGGUGCAGGUUGCGUACGCCAUUGGUGUCGCCGAACCCCUAUCUAUUACGGUGUUCGACUACGGUACAUCGCACAAGACACAGCAAGAAUUACUUGCCAUUGUACAAAAGAACUUUGACUUACGACCGGGGAAAAUUGUCAAAGAGCUCAAUUUGAGGGCGCCAAUUUAUCAGAAAACAAGUACCUACGGACACUUCGGUCGAGAGGGAUUCCCAUGGGAAAACCCCAGACCCCUUGUAGUAGAUUGACUUGAAACCAGAACAUUUAGAAUAAUGUAAAUAUUUCACAAGUUUAUUUCGAAUCUUUGUGUGUUUCUUAGAGCGAGAGCCGACAUUGCCGACGACUCUCUAAUAAUAGGUUAUUAUUAUUUGUUAUACGACUAAUCUCGCAGGUGACAGUGAGUGUUUAGCAUUUGCCAUUCGUUUGUGCGAUUCAGUUUAUUGUUAAGUAUUCGUUAAUAUAUAGAUUUUUAGGCAUAACGGGUGUCGUCAUUCAUGAAUUUUGAGUUAGUUCGAGACUAUCUGGAGCAGUCCUAAUUCAUUUUAACAACCUGCCGUUUUACAUAUCGUAAAUGUUCAGUCUCAGCUAUAUGUAACACUAUAAUUUCCCGUUUCGUAUUUAUUUCUAGUAAACAUUGACAAUUUAGUAAUUUAAAUGGACUGCCAAUAUAUCUCGUAAGUUUUUUUCAUUAUGAGUGAGCUUGUGAUAACUUCAGUGCUAUGUUCCUGUAAAGUAUACUACUUCCCCGGUAGCGUCACAGUGGAACGAGUGGAGGACAGACGACAAGUCUCGCCUUUUCUCGUUCACUGCAAAUGUAGUACUGCGGACAGGCGUCAUUUUAAUUCUAAGCUUAUAUUACAUUAGAUACUAAGUGUCGAAAACGUAUUUGUAAGUGCAUCGAGUAAUAUCCGUGUCGCCUAUUUCGCAAUACAAUUUGUGUUGUGUUUCCGAAAAGGAAUUAUCGUGGAAAAGAGCCAUUUUGAAAACACACCGACUCGUCCGGGGCAGUAGUGCACUGUACAUUUAGUACAAUAUGGAUUAUAUGAUUCCGCCAGUGAUAUGCGUAGUUGUUAUCUACAUUAAAUGAAAUUGUCUACGAAAUUCCUAGAGUCCGUAGGGCGAGUAUAGUUCAUUUCGAUAUUUUUCGACCUGUUAAAAGUUUUUAAUUCCCAAAUUUUGUGUAUUCUCAAUUUUUCUGGAUGUAAAGUUUUAAACUAAUAUUAAACUGUGUUUUCCCGGCACAAUAUCGGGAAUAUGAA